Patiria miniata (bat star) is the source of this 3013-nucleotide messenger RNA. RefSeq names its product mRNA (2'-O-methyladenosine-N(6)-)-methyltransferase-like (gene pcif1). NCBI's taxonomy places the organism in Eukaryota, Metazoa, Echinodermata, Asteroidea, Valvatida, Asterinidae. The record is from RefSeq and is a predicted model, not a curated record. Gene Ontology annotation, cellular component: nucleus. Gene Ontology annotation, molecular function: mRNA (2'-O-methyladenosine-N6-)-methyltransferase activity; RNA polymerase II C-terminal domain binding. The transcript is spliced from 14 exons. Bases 1 to 2442 code for a protein of 813 amino acids.
AUGGAAAGUAACCAGCACCAGACGCCGCCCAAUAGCAAGAAGGGCACGGCCCCGCUGCACGCCUCGGCAGCCUCGCCUCAGGCUGGCCAGGCGGUGCCCAACCCCAUCCUGCAACAGCCUAAGACCCCUAUCCCGCAGAGUCCAGCUCCUGCCAACCAUUCUCACCGGCACGGCUCCGCCAUGUCAACUCCCUCGCCUCAGAUGCCACAGAGCCCCGAUCCCGUCCAUGAUCUACCAGCUGAGCUCCUGGAGGCCGGCUGGCGGCAGUUUUGGAGCAAGCGGGAGGGACGGAACUACUACUUCAACAAGUUCACGCAGAAUUCGUUGUGGGAGAUGCCUACGAUAGACAGAGGAGCAUCAAGGCAUGAUCCGCUGGGUAUCCAGACAGACCACCGACCAGCCCACCCACACCCACAACCACAUCCCAACUUACCCUCCCCAUUGGGAAUGAUGCCAAGGAGACACUCGCUAGAAGAAUCUCCCGUCAGCCCAACCAUCAAAAUGGCUGACCUUAAAGGUCCAUUCUGGGAUUUUACAGUGAACACCAAUGCCAUGAUGUUUGAGAGAUACCCAAGCAGGCUACCACCGCCCCACAAUGACAUCGAGCAGAUGAGGGGGAACCUGGUCCAGAAACUGCGCUUCCAAUACAAUGAACUCUGCCAGCAACGAGAAGGAGUCAGUGCUCCGAGGGAGUCCUUCAACCGCUGGCUUCUGGAGAGAAAAGUCAUUGACAAGGGAACGGAUCCCAUGUUGCCCAGCAAGUGCUCCCCAGAGGUCUCCCCCUCCAUGAAGCGAGAGAUUAUGAGUGAUAUUCCCAUCAGGUUACACAGACCCAAGGUGUUUUCGGAAGCCAAGAAGUUGCUUUACAACUAUGCAGAGGCUGCCAAGAAGUUGAUAGAGUCCAGGAAAGCCACACCGGAGAGUCGUAAGAUCAUCAAAUGGAACGUAGACGAGAUGUUCCGAUGGCUGAGGACAGGACAAAGCUGUACCAUCGAUGAAUUCAUGAAACGUCUUGCCCACCUGAAGGAGCAAUGCGGACCGCAUCUGAGCGCAGCAGUCCAGUCCUCAGUGGAAGGCAUCUGUACCAAGAUGUACCAUAUGUCUUGUGAGAUUGUCAAGAAGCUACGAGACAGACACUGGGAAGUGCUCAAGGAACACCAGAUUGAAGAGCCGGCUCCUUUCACGAGGCCACCUCAAGACAAGAAGAUGCCGUGUUACUCCGUCUACGCCAUCGUGCCAAGCCCCAGGCUACCCACGGUGGACAUCCAUGAGGAAGGAGCAACGACGUGCAUUCGCUAUAAUGGAGAAAUGAUGAAGAUCAAUACAGCCCAUCUCAAAAAACUGGAAUUACUGUACAGACUGCACAUUAAUGACGACAGACUCCGAUAUAACUUCUUGCCAAGGGUUUGGUGCCUGCUCCGUAGAUAUCAGACCUUAUUUGGAGUCGGCCAGUACGAAGGUCACGGCCUCCAGGGGGCGCUGCCCGUCAACGUCUUCAAGUCACUGCACGACAACUUUGGCGUAACCUUUGAGUGUUUUGCCUCGCCGCUCAACUGCUACUUUAAGCAGUUCUGCUCAGCGUUUGCAGACACGGACUGCUACUUUGGCUCAAGAGGUCCUGUGCUUGACUUCCACCCAGUCAGUGGGUCCUUUGAGGCCAAUCCCCCCUUCGGUGAGGAACUCAUGGAAGCCAUGGUUGCCCACUUUGAGCGUCUCUUGGCCAACACGACAGAUCCUCUGUCUUUCAUCGUCUUCAUUCCGGAAUGGAGAAACCCGCCCACUGCGGCACUGGUCAACAUGGAGCAGAGCAGGUUCAAGAGAAGACAGGAGACCGUAUCAGCCUAUGAGCACGAGUAUCGGAGCGGAGGACAACAUGCGUGUUCAGAGGAUGAUAUAAACUACCGCGCCGUCCAUGGAACCGCCAUCUUCUUCCUGCAGAACGAGGCUGGAUAUCAGAAGUGGACCCCGACGAACGAGAAAAUCCAGGCCAUGAUGGACGCUUACCGGCCGCAGAAGAGAGCACUGGACAGCGAAGCUGAGGAUGGACCACCGAGGAAGAAACUGGCAACAGAAAGGGGUCCCGUUAACAAGAGUACACCCUCUGUUGAUUCGCCACACUACCGACCUAAAGCUCAGAAAAGAAGCCUGGAUGCUGAGACUGGAGAUGACCCUCAGAGGAAGAAACGAGUGGUAGAGGACUCCCCAAGCAACUCAGCGUCGAACAGAGUCAGUGAGGAUAAUGACCCUCGCCACAGGAGAAAGAUGGGAGCUGAUGCAUCCCUUGUAAUGCCCCUCGGUGGAUCCACGCAUGAUAGGCCUCUAGGGGGCCACAGAGACAGGACUAAUAAUGACCAGAGACCGGGACGAGAUGGCAACCAUCAGGGCGAUCUCCACGGCGAUUAUGCCAGCAGCUCAAGACCUGACACGAGAAUCGUCAAGUGAAUACUCUGCUCCGUGACAGCCCGUCAUUUGCAAGUGUCAGGAAAAAUGUCUAUGAGUGGCCGUGAUAUGUUGAGUGGCCCCCUAGCUCCUAACGUUUUUGAUAACUGACCCCUCAGCUGUCAGAUUUGCUCCACACUCUAUAAUAUCUGGUUGUAGAUAUUUGUCUUGUAUGGCAAACUGACAGGGUAUUUCACCCAAUAAGUUUCACCGAUUCUUGCACUGCGACACAUGUACAGUUCUGUUCAACAGCCCCAAAUGCUUAUUUCGCAGAAUGCAAAACGGCAAAUUUUAAUGCAGUCAGUGGGUUUUAAUUGCAAACGCUGAAUGAGCCAAAGCUAUUUUCUUGUAGAUAUUGGAGUUAAAAAACAUCUUGUGCAAGGGGCUUAAAUUUUGGUGCAGCUUUUUAAUAGUAGGAGGUGGUUUUAAGUAUGUCAUUGUGUUUCAUAAAGUAUUCAGUGCUUUUGCAAUCAGCCAGCACGUCAAUUUUUUUUUUUUUGUAUGCUGGUUUAUUCUUUAAUCUGUCCAAUUUUGUUGGGGAAUGCCUGAAGGCAAUAAAAAAAAUGCUUAUAAU